Messenger RNA from Camelina sativa (false flax), 3282 nucleotides. Lineage: Eukaryota; Viridiplantae; Streptophyta; Magnoliopsida; Brassicales; Brassicaceae. The record is from RefSeq and is a predicted model, not a curated record.
AUGGAGAGCUACGGAGAUCUGUUCAACAACAAUAAAGUCAUCUUGGAUGAUGGAAACUAUGGGUUUUGGAAGUCAAGGAUCAAAUCCAUCAUAGGAGGUAUUGAUCGUCUUGCUUGGAAGGCUGUUCUAGAAAAGUGGGAGGAACCAACGAUCAAAGAUGAAUCAGGCGAGCGAAUUCCAAAACCUGAGGCAGACUGGACUGAUAACGAACAAAAGAGAUCAAAAUACAACUCAAGGGCUUUAAGUGCAAUUCAUUGCAGUGUUGGGAGAAAACAGUUUGAGUUGAUUCAAGGGUGUGAAACUGCUAAAGAAGCAUGGGAUAUCCUUCAAAUUCAUUAUGAAGGUACAACUAAAGUGCAGAGUUCAAGAAAGGAUAUGUUGGCUUCUAGAUUUGAGAAUCUAAAGAUGGAGGAACAUGAAUCGAUCUCAGAUUUUAGUUCAAAGUUGAGUGCUCUAGCACAAGAAGCCUUAACUCUUGGGAAGACGUAUAAGGAUCAAAAGUUAGUCAAAAAGUUUCUAAGGUGUCUUCCAUCUAGGUUCAUGGGAUACAAAACAGCUUUAACGGUCUCACAAGAUUUAGAUAAUCUCAGUUAUGGUGAAGUAGUAGGAAUGCUACAGGCACACGAGAUGGAACUUAAUGGGAUUAAGAAACCAAAAGGAAUAGCUCUAGCAGUAAGCAAAGACCUAACUGAUCAAGGAGAAGAAGAUGCUGUGAGUCUGUUGGUAAGAAGAUUUGAUCGAGCUCUGAGAAGGAUAGAACAAGGUCAAGGUCAAAAGAAGAACAAUUCAUUCAAGAAGACAAGUGAAGACAAAAAGGCUGAUAUGCAGUGUCAUGAAUGUAAGGGAUAUGGUCAUUUUAUUCGAGAGUGUCCAACAAUCAAGUUACGAGAUGCCAAGUGCACAAUCUGUAAAGGGACUGGACACACACAUGAGGAAUGUGUGAGUAACUCUAAAUUCAAGAAAGAAAAGUCUAUGAUUAGCAUUGAGAAUGAGUCAGAUAGUGAUAGCAGCAGCGAAGAAGAACUCAUUAAUUUAGUAGCUAUGGUGGGAAUCACUGAAUUUGAGAAUGGGGAAGAAGUAACUGACUCAGAAUCAGAAGGAGAAGAAGUUCUUGACAUUGUUCAGAGUUACAAAGAAGUGCGAAAUACACUUAUUUCGCUAGGAAAAGAAAAUCAAGGUUUGAUUACUGAAAAACUUCGUUUAGAAGCACUUGUUAUGUCAUUACAGAAUGAAUUGGUGGAUGAGAAAAAGCUGGCUAAAGAUUCGCUAGAUCUGAUGAAGGAGAAGUUGGUCUUAUCUGCAAAAGCAGACAAGCUUGAAGAAGAGCUACUUAAAGAAAGAAAAAAAUCUACAAAACUACAAUCUGAAUUAGAUCAACAAUAUAGGAAGAUUCAUAUGUUCGCAGGAACAAAGCAGCUUGACAAAAUUUUGAGCUAUGGGAGAACUGAGAAAACUCAUAGAGGAUUGGGAUUUACUGAGAACAAGGGAGCUAAAUCACAGACAACCAAGUUCGUAUCUGCUAGAGCCUAUCAGUCUGAGAAGGAGACAUCUUAUGGUGUUUCUAAUGGAUCUUUGAGUUGUUAUUUUUGUGGGAAAAUCGGUCACUACAAACGUUUUUGUUACAAAUAUUGGCAGAAGGUCUGUACCUUAAAGCAACAAGGAAGAUUCUUCUGGAAUGGAAUUAGAAGACAAGUUUGGAUGAAGAAAGCUGACCUAUAUCAAUCGGGAUCAAUGGUAGCUUCUGGAUCUGGGUUUAGAUGCAAUAUGGCCAUGAUUACUGAAGAACAAGAAGAAACGGAACCAAUGUGCGAUAUGGCUAUGAUCACUGAAGAACAAGAAGACACAGAGCCUUGGUUCUUUGAUAGCGGCUGCUCAAGACAUAUGACUGGAACCAAGAGUAAUCUACAGAAGUUUAAGAAAUUGAAAGGAGGUACAGUAACAUUUGGAGAUGGAAAUCAUGGUUUCAUACAAGGCAAAGGUACAACACGUGAUACAGAGCUUCCACAAUUGGUGAAUGUCUAUCUAGUUCAAGGAUUACAUGCAAAUUUAAUAAGCAUUAGUCAACUCUGUGAUGAAGGAUUGUCAGUUCUAUUCACAAAAAUUGAUUGCAAAUCACUGGAUGAGUCGGGUAAUGUCAAGUUAUACGGUGUAAGAUCUGGGAAUAAUUGUUACAUGUGGGAAAAACAUUCAAUCAAAUGCUACAGUGCUCGAGCAAGUAUAGAUCUAUGGCAUCAACGACUUGGACACAUGAAUACAAGAAACCUUGCUACUCUUGUGAAUAAAGAGAUAAUUCGACGAGUACCUAAGCUUAAAGGAGAAGAUAAUAUGGUGUGUGGACCUUUUAACCAGGGAAAGCAAGUCAAAAUUCAGCACAAAAAGGUUCCAGAUGUCCAGUCAAAAUCAGCUCUAGAACUGGUUCACAUGGAUUUAAUGGGACCAAUGCAAGUGGAAAGCCUAGCAGGAAAGAAAUAUGUGUUUGUUUUAGUUGAUGAUUACUACAGAUACACUUGGGUUCGUUUUAUUCGUGAGAAGUCAGACACAAUCGACAGCUUCAAGAUUUUAGCUUUACAGCUACUCAAUGAACGAGGAGGAAUCAAGAAAAUUCGAAGUGAUCAUGGUGGAGAAUUUCAAUAUGAGGCUAUGAAGGAGUUUUGUGAACAGCAUGGGAUUGCACACCAAUUCUCAGCACCAAGGACACCACAACAGAAUGGAGUAGUAGAAAGGAAGAAUAGAACUCUUCAGGAAAUGGCAAGAGCAAUGAUACAUGGAAAUCAAGUUCCUAAGAAAUUCUGGGCUGAAGCAUUGAACACUGCCUGUUAUAUAAUUAAUAGAGUUUAUGUCCGAAGAGAUACUACAAAAACACCAUAUGAGUAUGGAGAGGAUUAUCUUGGCAAAUUCGACUCCAGAAGUGAUGAAGGCAUGUUUUUGGGUUAUGCGGAGAGUAGUACAGCAUUCAGAGUCUAUAACAGGCGUACAUGUUUAAUCAUGGAGUCAGUAAAUGUAGUCUUUGAUGAUCAAUCUGUUGCUGUACAAGGUGAUGAUUCAGACAGUGAUUCAGAACAGGUAAGCAUCACUCAAGCCCACAAUGAAGUUUCUGAGUUGGAUAGUUCUGUUACAAAACCAGAAGAAGUGCAACGAGUUCAUAAGAAUCAUUCUUCAUCUGAUGUUAUUGGGGACUUAAUUGAGAAAAUGAAGACUCGAGGAGUGCAGAUUGAUUUUAAGAAGAUGAGAAGUUACUUUACAACUCUAGAAACUGUAUCUAUGAGUGUUUUGUGUCCAUGA